Molecule: messenger RNA, 2280 nt
Organism: Xylaria bambusicola
Lineage: Eukaryota; Fungi; Ascomycota; Sordariomycetes; Xylariales; Xylariaceae
Exons: 3
Coding region: 224-1696 (490 amino acids)
Source: RefSeq, a predicted model, not a curated record
AAAUCCAAAUGUUUCUCAUAUAAAUAGUUUUAGUUUUUCCUUUACUAUUGAAUUUAAGCAUAUAGUUAGUUCUUAAAAUCAAUUGCAUCUAGUGGGUCAUGCUGGCACUUGGAUGAUGCUUAUUGCAGCUGCAGCUAGUAGGCAUUAGCGGAAGCAAUCCCACACUGCUGCCGUACUGCAAAGCCUUGCAACUCUCAUUACAAAAUCUGCUCACAGUAGGAAGAUGGCAUCACUGGGCUCGCUGCCACCAGAGCUGAAGGUCCAAAUUGCAAGUCUCCUACGCCCAAGCGAUCUGGCAUGCCUUCGUUUUGCCAACCGUGACUGGGCAGCUGCUGGGUCCUGGGCCCUCUUCGAGGUGUUGCGCUUUUCGGGACGCCCGCAAGAUGAGCCGCCUUUUUGGAACUUCGGGCCACACGCUGAAUACCUUCCAUAUCCUGCCAACUUUGGCCGAUCUCGUGCUUGCCGGAUGAAGACGGUCGAAUUCGGUCGCCUGUCCGAUGCCGUCAAAGAAGUCAUGUCCCUCGCACUCCAUAGAUACACCAGGACAUUCGUCUUUGACCCUGCCUACUACCGCAAUGGCUUCUGGGAUGACUAUCGCUUGAUGCUGGAAGCGGCGAUGGAUGAACCGCUCGACGAAGAUGACUUGGAUGAUUACGACAUUGAUCAGAUCGAAUAUGAGUACAGAGUAGGAGCCUGGGCAGAACCGGGAUAUGAAUCAGACUCGUCGAAAUCGUCUGUGGACGUAUAUGAAUUGGCACUCGAGCGUGAAAGGGUCCGCCGGGUGCUUCGGCCGGACCUUGAAGCCGCAGCCAUCAAUGAAGCCAUUGCUUAUUGGAAUAACAAGAUGGAAGAACAAACGGCGAAUGAAGCCGAGAUACUCACCGCACUUGUAAAGCUAUUUAGAGGCAUGAGCUGCUUGGAAAAGAUUCAGGUGAGACCGUGGGAGUUCUCAAAAUGGCCGGGAUUGAGGUCUUGCAACUCCUACGAAAUUGAUUCCCAACGAGGGCAUCUCGGGUUUUGCUCAUCGCUCAUGACUGAGUUCGUAGCUCAAGCUUUAGAAUCUGCCGGGCGACACAUCCAACACCUACAAGUUAUCGAGUUCUGCCCGGCACAAUUCCACAACACUCCCGCUACGCGACAUCUUUUCACAGGGUUACGACAGCUAUCGUUAGACCAGUUUUCCAUGCCCCCCUUAGAGUCACAGUCAUCGGGAGUGAUGUCUAAGCUGUUACAAUGUGCGCUGCCAACAUUAGAACGGCUAUCGGUCUGCGCAGGGGGGAAAUGGCCGGAGAUACAAGGCGACGGCGAAGACGCCCUGUUCAGAAAAACCCUGGGUAUGCAAGGUGAAGAUUCGCCGCUGGUCUUUCCUAGGCUAGAGUUCUUACAAUUCCGAGGUAUGAUAUUCGACGGAUCAACAUUGCUUCGUUUCCUCAGCGCCCAGCCUUGUCUUAAGCGGUUGGAGUUCACCCAUGUGGUUCUAGGCCCUAACGGUUUAAGAUGGCCUGAACUUUUGGAAGCCCUACCUGAUAGGAUUGAAAGCUGCCAGCUGCUCGAGGACUUCCGCCAUGAGCCAAUAGAGGGCGGGGAUCCUACGGGGAGAUGGGAUCCGGAGGUUGACCCAAUUCCAAUCCACUCUGGGUGGAAAGAAAAGAAAUUAUACGGCUUCGGAUGCGGGCAUUUCGUGCGCAAGACUUGAUCUCACAAAGAGAAUACAGGCAGCAGACCAGGCCUGUUUCACGUCAGGUAGGAGUCUCACGGUUUAAUCCACUUGGGUUAGUAGUAAAUAUAGGCUUUCCAGCUUCAAUGCCGGCCGUAUCAAGACGAGGGUGUCCGUCAAGCUAAACGCAUAUAUCAAUACUCUUACCAUUAUUCGUUUAAUCAAUAAUUCAUACUGAGGGCUGGUAUGAAAAGCGAGCUCCUAAGGUUGGCGUAAGCGCGGGGUUGAGGUAAUCCCAGGAGGCUUACAAGUCUGUUCAAACUAGUGGGUAGCGACGUGGCUGAGUGUCAAUGCGACCUAAGCGGUCGUGUUUUAGAUAGUUCGAUUAGCAAGCUUAGGCUUGGGCACAAAGAAAUCUGUUUGCGACAGCUGCUCUAGGUAUGGUAAAAGCAGCGAGCUUAAGUCACCGAAGAGCAUAGAUUCUAGGCGUCUGACAAUCAUAGAAUAAAUGUUUCAUUUUAAGCAAGAGUGCUAGGGUAGUAGGUAGCUUGUGCACAAUAUAGAUGUAUUACACUAGUGCAUCUGUCCCGCUUCUUAGUGGGCGUGGGCACGGUCCUUUAGCG